Messenger RNA from Kwoniella mangroviensis CBS 8507, 696 nucleotides. RefSeq lists its product as uncharacterized. Lineage: Eukaryota; Fungi; Basidiomycota; Tremellomycetes; Tremellales; Cryptococcaceae. The transcript has a single exon. The record is from RefSeq and is a predicted model, not a curated record. The coding region runs from base 1 to 696 and encodes 231 amino acids.
AUGAGACCUCCGCGACGCCUCCCUCACUUGACCUCUGAUGAUAUCAAUCCUGAUACCCGACCAAAUCCAGCAGAUUGUACGUCCUCAUCAAUCAUCGACACCACAGAAAAUACGAAACGGGACUUGGAAGAUAUAUCUUCCGAGCCCUUGGACCUCGAUAUGGAAUCAGAGUUACUCGAUGCUUUCUUAAACCUCAUCAACAGCUCUCAUCCAUACGUUCAUCAACUAUCUUUCCAGCAUUCCAGCGAGCUCCCUGGUCAAUGCGAUAAACUCAUAUGCAAUCUGGAUAUUUGCAAUGCGGUCAAACAGCGCCUAUACGAAUGGGGAGUAACAAUGCCAUGGGAGUUGUUAGUUCUAGCUUCUGAACGGGAUGAUGUAAACAUGGGGAGGAUAGCUUUGAAAAGCAUGGAUUCAAGUAUAUUCAUCAACGAAAUGUCAUGGUACAAUUUUCGAGCCACCCCACAAGAAAUGAUACCAUUGAGAUCUAGACCCUUUUGGGAGAGGAUGGGGAUGUUAUCUCCUUCGUGGCAGAUUGAAUUGAUAAAAUUAACAUUCGAAGGCCCAAUCAGGAAACACGUUAGCCCAAAUCCAGACAAGACACUAUACCUAGGACACACGGAACCUCAAACCGUCAUGUUACUUCGGAAGGAUUGGGAUUGCGAUAGGGACAAAUUUGCACAGAGUUUCAAUCCGUAG